AUGCAUACUUUUAAAUUCUUAGUAUUUAUAUCGAUUUUAACAAUUAUUUUUGCCAAUAAUCUCAGACUUCGUGAAUUGAUAGUACGGGUUCAUGAAAAUAGUGAAGCAGCUACAAUAUAUUUCAUUGAAGUUGAAAGUGAAUUUCUGACCGAAUUCAUGAGAGCUGAGGUCUUCAUUCCAAUAUCUAUCUUCGCUUCUUCUGAAGCACUUAGCAGACCUGGACAGUCAACUAAUGUUAUCAUCGUUUACCAAAGUCCUGACGAAACUGAUAACCAUAACAGUUCCAAAGCACUGCAAAGUGCUAUCAAAAACAUUCAAGUUCGAAAGUUUGUUAUAGUCGUAGCUGAAAACUUAGAUAUCUUGCGUCAGUACUUUGAAUUCUUCAGAGAACAUAAGUUCAGUCGAAUCUUCGGAAUUAUUGCUAAUUCUUCGUCUUAUGCCUACAUGCCCUUUGCUGACAAUCCAAUACUAGAAUUAUUUAAAAGCAGCCGUUUUCUGCCGGACGCUUUAAAAGAUCUUAAUGGCUUUGCUCUGCGGACCACAGUUCAGACAGAUCCGCCAAGAACUUUUUGGUAUCCAAAUAAAAACGGACAAAAACGUAUUGCUGGACGAUUUGGCCAAAUUUUUGUACAGUUCUUGAGGAAACACAAUGCAAGUUUUGAGGAAAUACUUAUGAACGCUAGAAACAGGCUUGAUUUAGAAGGUAUCGUUAACGCAACUUUAAGCCACGAGGUCGAUAUCAGCAUGAAUUUGUGUUACCCAAAUAAAAAUCUUGACAUGAGUUAUCCUCUCAUAGUUUCGAAAAUUGUAAUAAUGGUUCCCUAUAAUGGGUUUCUACAUCCAAGUGAAUACUUCCUGAGGCCCUUCGCGACAACGACGUGGAUGGCAAUUGGAUUGAUGUUUGCAUUUGUAACGAUUGCUAAAAUCCUGCUUGAUUCAUUCAUAGAUAAAGAUGUGGAUGUAUGGUCUAGCUUCAGUUUCACCUAUCUCACGAUGCUAAAUUUACCAACCGAUAGGCCGGUUUACUAUCGGUUUCACUUGCUGGUUCUGAUUUUUGCAUUCAUCAUCGGAACACUGUUCGUAUCUUAUUUCCAAUCAUAUUUGACAGUUUACAUCUCGAUCAAACAGUAUGACACCAUCCAAGACCUGGUGGACCACAAUAUCUCGGUUUUGAUUUCAACUUUCGGAUGGAAUAUAAUCAAAGAUGAUCCCUUGCCGCAGGGUUUGGAUCAAAUCAUUCUAACAAUUCACCCAACCUUAUUUAUCCCCAAGCUUGUGUCGAUGCGAGACACCAACUUUGCCUACAUCGUCGACGACGAUAGGUGUAAAUUUUACAUCGACCUUCAGUCCUCGUAUAGAAAGAGUUUAUUUCACAGAGCCCGACAACCAGUCAAUAGCUAUUUCAUAGGCUUCUUGUUACCAUUUCAUUCACCAUUCAAAGAAAUUUUAAAUAAUUUCAUUUUCGAAAUAUGGCAAACUGGAUUAAUUCAGAAGUGGGAUUCGGAUGUAAUUUUUCAAGCAAAGGCCGCUAAUUUUAAAUUAAAUAUGUACAAAGAAAAAGAUGGUAAUGAUGAUUUGAAUCGUUGUGUUAAGUUGACUUUAAAUCAUUUACUUUUUGCUUGGAAAUGGUUGAAGACUGGAUUGUUAAUAGCGACGAUGGUUUUUAUAAUGGAACUUUAUUACAGCUGGUAUUUUGGAAAAAAGCCACAUUGA
This is a messenger RNA of Eupeodes corollae, 1713 nucleotides long. RefSeq lists its product as uncharacterized. The record is from RefSeq and is a predicted model, not a curated record. Bases 1 to 1713 code for a protein of 570 amino acids. Lineage: Eukaryota; Metazoa; Arthropoda; Insecta; Diptera; Syrphidae. The transcript has a single exon.